AUGGAGUCAACGUUGACCAAAUACCUGUUCCUGCUGAAACCACCGAUCCUGGCUCCCAAACCGCCCUCCCGCACUCGCUGGCGCCUGCCUCUGCCGACUCCCUCCUCCAUCAGACGCUCCCUCCCCGGUCGGCCUUUCCCUCUCCCCUCCAAUUCUCUCGAUCAGCCUCGCCGCAAUCGCCAGGGGAAACUCGCCCUGUUCCUCCGUGUGCUUUUCGGCCCCCACACCAGCCGCCGCGCCCAGUCGCGCCUCUGGGGGUUUCGCUACGAGACCAUCCCCGCCCUCCGCCACCGCGCCCAGGCACGAGUCUACCGAGCGAUCGUCAAUCGACAGGCCAAACUCGCCCAGAGACGUGCAUCCGGCCGACGGGGAAUCGUCGGGUUCUUGACGGCAACACGGAGACGACUCCGGGGGACGGAAUCGCCAUCGCAGUCGCGGUCGGGCCGGGUCAAUAAUAGCAGCAGGAGUAGUGGCGGGGUGGUGCCGUCGGUCGAUCGACGCAGGAAUAAUCCACCACUGAAGAGAGACGGCACGGCGGCCCCUAUGUCGCAGUACUUGCCGUCGUCGUCCUCCGCGCCCGGUGGCCGCCGCAAGAAGGUCUUCGAGUAUCUGAAAGCGGCGAAUGAGUUGCGCCAGUCGUAUGCGGCGCAAUGGACGCAGCAGCGGAACGGCCUGCGCGAUUACGAUGAGGAUUACUUCAAUACGCCCGGGGCGUUUCCCGAUGUCGAGAUCGCGCGGUCUGGCGAUGAGGAGAUGGUGAUUUUUCCGAGUUAUGCGCGUCGGCUGGUUAAGGGGGUGCAUCAUUCGAGGGACCACUCGAGGCGACGUCGGGAUUCGACGUCGACGAUUGAUGAAUAUCGUGGGGGCUCGGAGGAAGGGGAGCGCGGGUUGGCGGAUUGGGAGGUCAUCGAGGAUGAGAAUGCAAUUGUUGCUGUUGAUGUGCGCGGCUGGGUGUAUGCGCCUCAUCGCGGGCCGAUGACUAGGAAGCAUCGCUUGAUGAUUGCGCUCGCGAGGAAACUAAGUGGUGUUCCGGCGCCGAAUAAUCUUUCGAAUGAAGCUGAAGAACCGAAUGCUGCUGCAGCUGUGGGGACGACUCACGGGGGUAGGGAGGAUGAGAUUGUGGACACGGAAGCUCAAUCGAUCAUCAGGAAGGCUGAAGGGAGGACGGACACGGGCUUGGAGGAUGGCGCACUACCGGGGCGGCCGCUGCAGAAGACGUCGACGUCGACGUCGCUGGAGUCGAUACCCAUGAGCAAGGAUGAACUCUCGGUUGCCAAUGCUCAUCUCAUGGAGAGACUCCGUCCGUUUCUAACAAAUCCUGUGACGCAGAUGCCUGUCACCGUCUUCUUUUUCAACGAUGGGAAGAGUCAGUCCAGGAGCAUCAUGACUGACGAGUCUGGGCACUUUAUGCUUCGUGCUGCGCUGCCUUUUGUGCCAACCCAUGUUCGUGUGCUGGCUUCCGAGGAGCUGUCCGCCGUGAAGGAGGUGCAGAUCAUCGAACCGACAGGAGUCAGUUUGAUCAGCGACGUCGAUGACACGAUCAAGCAUUCGGCCAUUGCGAGCGGAGCCAAAGAGAUCUUUCGCAACACCUUUGUCCGCGAACUUGCCGAAUUGACCAUCCACGGGGUUGCUGAGUGGUACAACAAGCUGGCUAAAAUGGGCGUGGAAGUCCACUACGUGUCCAACGCACCGUGGCAACUGUAUCCGUUGCUUGACCGGUAUUUUAAAUUGGUUGGACUCCCCCCUGGCUCUGUCCAUCUGAAACAGUACAGCGGUAUGUUGCAGGGGAUUUUCGAGCCCACUGCCGAACGGAAAAGAGGGCCCCUGGAGCAAAUUCUACGAGACUUCCCCGAGCGCAAAUUCAUUUUGGUUGGCGAUAGUGGAGAGGCCGAUCUUGAGGUUUAUACCGACAUUGCCCUGGCCAACCCCGGACGGAUCCUUGGUGUCUUCAUUCGCGAUAUCACGACACCAGAUCGUAAACGGUUCUUUGAGAAGUCGGUGGAGCAUUUGGACAACGCUUCGUCGCGAAGCCGCAGCACUCCUCACCUCCACGAUGAUUCUGAUGCCAUCGCAAAACGACCUACACUACCACCCCGUCGAGCACAAGGAUCUCCUGAUCCGGCCGAGGCCAAACAGCUAGACAAUGCGGACUUGAUUGACCUCCGAGAUGAAGAGGAGCUAAGGAAUCCGCCAGAGGAGGCGCUGAAGCCCCCAACUACGCGAACACCGCCCGCAAAGCCAUCCAAGCCAUCUUCUCUGCGCACUGUCUCGACCACCUCCGAACUAGAGAAUGGCAGCUCGAAUUCCUUGUCGCAGGACGGAAUCAAACGAAAACCAGUGCCACCUUUGCCAGCGCGGCGUAACCCUCAAGCAGGGCAGGCACUGUCAGAGACAUGUUCCACCAUUUCUUUACCCACACGUCCCAAGCCAGGCAGCGACAACAGUUCAAUCAUACCCCAGGACACUAACGAUGAAAGACCCCCGCGUACGAAGCAAGCGCCACCUCCGCCCCCGCCUCGUCGAAGCAAUACCGCUGCCACUACAUCUGGCGCAAGCAUUGGUUCUACACAAACUAGCUCUCCCCGACCCCCGCCUCCGCCCCAAAAGCCAGCGCAAUCAUAUCCAGCAGCUGCCGCAACCGCCGCCUCGGCAGCAUUGCAGUAUGCGUCUGACCGUCUCCCCUGGGCCCCUUCGCCAUCAAACCUCCUCCGAACCACCACAUCCAACUCAAACCUCCGCAACAGCAGCGACAGCCAAGACUCUGACUCGCAGUCCGGCCUCGCGUACCCUAGUUCCGCAGUCGGGCCAUUGCCCAACCGCCGCGAGGAAACGUGGCGUCGACGCUGGGAACGCGCCCAUGACCUCCUCGCCGACCACGGCGUCGUCCUGGGGAGUUGGCGCGAGGGCAAAGAUGUGCAAGAUGUUAGUAUCUGGUUGGUGGAAGAGGCCUUGAAAGAAGCGAAGGGAAAUGCAGGUGGUGGAGGGCGUAGGGAGUAG
Molecule: messenger RNA, 2997 nt
Organism: Aspergillus melleus
Lineage: Eukaryota; Fungi; Ascomycota; Eurotiomycetes; Eurotiales; Aspergillaceae
Product: phosphatidate phosphatase App1 family protein
Exons: 2
Coding region: 1-2997 (998 amino acids)
Cellular component (GO): actin cortical patch
Molecular function (GO): phosphatidate phosphatase activity
Source: RefSeq, a predicted model, not a curated record